Podarcis muralis (Common wall lizard) is the source of this 2628-nucleotide messenger RNA. RefSeq names its product vomeronasal type-2 receptor 26-like. Gene Ontology annotation, biological process: G protein-coupled receptor signaling pathway. Gene Ontology annotation, molecular function: G protein-coupled receptor activity. NCBI's taxonomy places the organism in Eukaryota, Metazoa, Chordata, Lepidosauria, Squamata, Lacertidae. The record is from RefSeq and is a predicted model, not a curated record. Gene Ontology annotation, cellular component: plasma membrane.
AUGGUGGCAUUGUUGGUCUUGAUGUUGAUGCUACUUCCUCAUGUAAUAGCCAAGACUCGCAUUGUUAAAUGCAAUGUCCCUGAUCCACAGCCUCCACUCCAUCAGUAUCAUCAGAAUGGAGACUUCAUCGUUGGUGGAAUCGCCUCUCACAGCAUCAUCAUCUCCAACUCAAUAGCCUUCAGCCAAGAACCCCCACCAGCAUUACCUGAAGAGCUUAAUGUGGUGCCUAAGCAUUACCAGAAUAUCCUGGCCUUGCAAUUUGCAGUGAAGGAGAUCAAUGAAAAUCCUCAGAUUCUACCCAAUGUCACUCUAGGCUUCCACAUCUAUGACAGCUAUUUCAAUGCCAAAUGGACCUAUCAUGCCACAAUGUUACUCACAUCCACACUGGAAACAUUUGUCCCCAACUACAUCUGUGACAUCAAGCAAAACCUUUUAGCCAUCAUUGGGGGACUGGACUCCCAGACUUCCCUUCAAGUGGCAACAAUAUUGGAUAUCUAUAAGGUUCCACAGCUCAUAUAUGGAUCUGCACCACUGAUGAAUGAUAAAACUCCAGGACUUUAUUUCUACCAGAUGAGCCCCAAGGAAGACCUCCAGUAUCAGGGGAUUCUCUAUUUCCUUCUGCAUUUCAGAUGGACAUGGAUUGGGAUCCUUACCAGCAAUGAUGAAUAUGGAGAUAGAUUUGUACAAACUGUAGUUCCACUUUUCUCCCAGAGUGGUAUUUGUUUUGCCUUCACUGAAAGAACUCAGAAAUUCACUUUUAUCACAGAAGUUAAUGCUUUGUUUAACAAGGGGGCAAAAAUUCAUGAUAAUAUAAUUAACAGCAAAGCCAAUGCAGUUGUGGUCUAUGGGGAAUCGUAUGCUGUGCCUUUUUUCAGAUGGUUGCCGUACCUGUCAGAACAAGAACAAAUGUCAAGUAAGCCAAAUGGUAAAGUGUGGAUUAUGACAGGCCAGAUGGAGCUAACAUCAUUUGUGUAUCAAAGGACUUGGGAUACAAACAUACUCCAUGGGGCUCUCUCCUUCACAGCUCAUUCUUGUGAUCUACCAGGAUUUCACAAAUUUGUUGAGAACAAAAACCCUUCUAGCUCAAAAGGAGAUGGUUUUAUCAUGGACUUCUGGCAACAGGCAUUUGGUUGUGUAUUCACAAAUCAAGUUACUGGCAAUGUGAAGGGAGAUAUCUGCACCGGGAAAGAGAGAUUGGAGAAUCUUCCUGGUCCUUUUUUUGAAAUGAGCAUGACCAGCCACAGCUACAACAUCUACAAUGCUGUUUAUGUUGUGGCCCAAGCUUUGCAUGCCAUGUCUACAUCCCAAGUCAAACACAGAUCAAUGGCAGGCUGUGGAGAACUGAAGCUUCAGAAUCAACAGCUGUGGCGGCUCCAUCAUUUUCUGAGGCGUAUCUCAUUUAACAACAGUGCUGGGGACAAGAUUUCCUUUGACCAGAAUGGGGCAAUUGUAGCUGGAUUUGAUGUCACCAACUGGAUUGUUUUCUCAAAUCAAUCCUUUCAAAGAGUGAAAGUUGGGAAGAUUGAUCCCCAGGUUCCUCCAGACCAAGCACUUGCUAUCAGUGAGGAUAUCAUAACAUGGCACAACUGGUUUAACCAGACACUGCCUAAAUCUGUAUGCUCCGACAGUUGUCAUCCUGGUUCUAGCAAGAAAGUGAAAGAGGGGGCGCCAUUUUGCUGCUAUGACUGCACCCCAUGUCCAGAAGGGAAGAUUACAACCCAGGAGGAUAUGAUUGACUGUUAUAAGUGUGAAGACAAAAAAUAUCCAAACAGAAAUAGGAAUUUAUGUAUUCCCAAGAGUACAAGUUUCUUGUCCUAUGAAGACCCUUUGGGUAUCAGUUUAACCUCUUUUGCUCUUUCCUUUGCUUUCAUUACAGCACUUGUGCUGGGUACAUUUAUGAAGCACCAUCACACUCCCAUUGUCAAAGCCAACAACUGGAUCCUGACCUACACUCUCCUCAUUUCCCUCCUUCUCUGUUUCAUUUGUGCAUUGCUAUUUAUUGGCCAGCCUCAGGUGGUGACAUGUCUGCUCCGACAGACAGUUUUUGGCAUAAUCUUCUCAGUGGCUGUUUCCUGUGUGUUAGCAAAAACCAUCACAGUGGUUCUGGCUUUCAUGGCUACCAAGCCUGGAUCCAGGAUGAGGAAGUGGGUGGGGAAAGGAAUGGCAAACUCUGUUGUUCUUUCCUGCUCCAUUAUUCAAGCAGCCAUCUGCACUAUGUGGCUGGUGAUCUCUCCUCCUUUCCCUGAUCUUAGCCUUGAAUAUUAUUCAACCAAAAUUGUAUUAGAAUGCAAUGAGGGGUGUGUGACUAUGUUCUACUGUGUUCUUGGCUACAUGAGCUUCCUGGCAACUGUCAGUUUCAUUGUGGCUUUCCUUUCCAGAAAGUUACCCGACAGUUUCAAUGAAGCCAAGUUCAUCACUUUCAGCAUGUUGGUCUUUUGCAGUGUUUGGUUAUCAUUUAUUCCCUCCUACCUGAGCACAAAUGGAAAACACAUGGUUGCAGUGGAGAUCUUCUCUAUUUUAGCCUCCAGUGCUGGACUGCUGGGUUGCAUCUUUGCACCCAAAUGUUACAUUAUUAUGCUAAGGCCUGAAUUGAACAGCAAGAAACAUCUAAUAAGUAGAAAGGAUUGA